GCACCACCGCACCAGAGCUAUAUCCUUCGGUAGACUAGAGGUGUUUUUUUGCUGUUUCUAUCGAAGGUUAAACAUGUCUGCUAAAUGGAGAGCAUUGCAGCACCGCCACCGUUACACGUACAGCUAUGUUGUUUUUCCUCAAGAUUUCACAUCGGCAUUGGAUCAAACACCAUCCUCUCGCUUCUUCGCCGAACUGAAACAUAUGGCGUCCUUAACUUCCACAUAUUCUCAACUCACCCAUGCCAAGAAUGUGGCUGCAGCCUUUUCCGACUUGUUAUCUGAUGGCUAUGCAGACGAGGGCUCAAUCUGUUUGGCUUCGAGGUUCUACUUGGAGAUUCUUUUUUUGGAGAAUUCCCUUCCCCUGCACAAAGCUUUGAUUUCUGUUCUAUCUAAAUGCAAAAACUUUAAAGCUCUAGUCCAGAACAGCUUCCGAGAUUUGUGCAAUGAGUAUGGAGGUGUGAAUGGUAGAGGGAAGAGGUUUUGUGUUUCACGAGCUGCUUUGUCCAUGAUGAGCACUCCAAAGCUGGGGUACAUGGUCGAGAUUGUUGAAGAAUGGGCUGUUUUUGUGGCUAUGGAUGUGGUAUCCGGGUUGAGUUAUGUAGUGUCUCAGACCAGUGAGCGGUCUAGGCCUUCACCCCUUGUCAUGGAACAGUGUCAAGAGGCUCUCUCAUGUUUGUACUACUUGCUUCAGCGGUUUCCUGCAAAAAUCAUUGAUGGAGAUUUCAGUCAAGACCUCCUACUUUGCAAAAGACCAAGUCUUCUUGAGACUAUCAUGACUACUGUUACAAGCGUCUUGAGUUCAGAAGAUUUUUCCCGGGAUUGUCUUGUGGCAGCUGGGGUCUGCCUUUGUGCUGCUCUGCAGGUGUGUCUUUGCCAUGUUGAUCUUGGUUCCUUUAUAAUGGAAGGAGUCUUUAACCAUAUGUCCGUUUCAUGCCCAAAGUUUGAGUUAAAGGAUGUGACCAAAACGAUUCCUUGGAAAUCAACAUUGUUUUCUAAAAUCCAAACAUUAUCUCCAUUGAGUAGGCUCUGUUUGAUAAGAGGGAUUUUAACAGCAGUUUCAAGAACAGUUCUGAAUACCCUUUUUAUAGUAUCAAAUGAUGGUUGUGAUGAUACCAGUGGUUCUGGAGAUAAUGACAGCUCAGUUAAGACAAUUAUUUAUGAUGAAAUUCUUCCCGAGCUAUGUCAUUUAUGCGAGAAUCCAAGUGAUAGCCAUUUUAAUUUCCAUGCAUUGACGGUGAUGCAAAUAUGUUUGCAGCAGAUAAAAACAUUAAUGCAGGGAACUGAUGGAUAUGUUGAGGAAUGCAAUGAUUCAUUCUCAGAGGAGAUUGGAACAAGGAUAUUGAAAAUUUUGUGGAAUAAUUUGGAAGAUCCUUUAAGUCAAACUGUCAAACAGGUUAACCUUAUAUUUGAACUUCUCUUAGAUAUUCAGAUAUCCCUUCACUGGGCAGGGGGCAGUCAGAAAUUCUCUUCGUUCUUAAGGAAAAUUUCCUCUGAUCUUCUUCACUUAGGACCACGCUGCAAGGGACGAUAUGUUCCAUUAGCCUCCCUUACUAAGAGAUUGGGGGCAAAGAAUAUUUUAGAUAUGAGCCCUGACUUGUUAUUUGAUACGACAAUGGCAUAUGUGGAUGAUGAUGUGUGUUGUGCUGCAACAACAUUCCUGAAGUGUUUCCUUGAGUGCUUACGUGAUGAGUAUUGGAGUAGUGAUGGUGUUGCAGGCGGGUAUGUGAAAUACAGAACUCAAUGCUUGCCUCCAAUAUUGUCUGGACUAUCUUCUGGAUUGGCCAAGUUGCGUUCUAAUUUGAAUACAUAUGCUUUACCUGCUUUACUUGAACUGGAUGUUGAUAGUAUAUUUCCAAUGCUUGGUUUUAUUGGCAUUGGAUGCAGUGGAGAGAGCACAGAAGUUUUUCAUUCUAGGUUAGGUUCUAAGGAUAUGGUUCUGGGAGUUGAACAGCAAGUGGCUGUUUUGGUUUCACUGCUCAAGGUUUCUCGUAUGCUUGCAUUAAUUGAAGGAGACAUUGAUUGGCCUGAAUAUUCUUCAUUGGCUUUAGAAAAAAAGGAGCUGAGUGUUGACACUGGUGUUCUUGACUCUGUUGUCCGCAUAAAGGGGAUUGAGGUUAACAUUCCAGUUAAUUAUUUUGUAUUAGCACUUACACAUAUUGAUGACUCACUUCGCAUGGAUGCAGCAGAAUCUUUAUUCUUAAAUCCAAAAANAAGGCUAAUUAAAUUGGGCACCUGGAAACCUACAGUGUGUAAAGGUUUGAUUGUUGGACCACUUAAUGGAGAAUCAGAGCAAACCUCCAAACACAGAGCAGCAGCUCUUUUUAAUUUUAUGAAGUGGUUGAGUUGCUUUUUGUUUUCUUCAUGUUACCCAUCUGCUCCCUAUGAGAGAAAGAUAAUGGCAAUGGAGCUAAUGUUGAUAAUGUUGAAUGUUUGGUGUGUUAUACCUCCUCCCCAAGGAAAGUCUGAUUCGUACACUUCUGAAAUCAGUCUAUAUCCUUACCAUAAGGAGUUAGUCUUACCUAAAUCAACUUUGCUUCUUGUUGGAUCAAUUGUUGAUAGUUGGGACCGGCUCAGGGAGACUUCUUUAAGAAUACUGCUGCAUUUUCCUACACCGGUUCCUGGAAUUGGCACUCCAGAAUUGGUAUACAAAGCAAUUUUAUGGGCCAAGAAGCUUGUUUCUAGCGCACGUGUGAGAGAAAGUGAUGCAGGUGCUCUGACUUUCCGGCUCAUAUUCAGGAAAUAUGUUGUGGAACUUGGUUGGCUUGUUAAGCCUUCAUGCAAUGUUGUUGAACAGUCUUCUUCCGAGCUGUCAAAUGGGGAGAAUCCAGAGUUUGAAUCAAGCAGUCCUGCGAUAGAAUACAUAAGUUCACUUAUUGACUGGUUGUGUGCUGCUGUUGAAGAGGGGGAGAAGGAUCUUUUUGAAGCAUGCAAGAAUAGCUUCGUUCAUGGCAUACUGCUUACUCUUCGAUAUGCGUUUGAGGAAUUUGAUUGGGGUUCCAUUGCUGGUGUUUCCAAUAUCUCUAACAUGAAACUUCUAGUGGAGAGGAUCUUGGCUCUCGUUGUGCGAAUAACAUCUUUGGCCCUGUGGGUAGUUGCAGCAGAUGCAUUGUACUUACCAGAUGAAAUGGAUGAGAUGGAUGUUGAUGGUGCACAUUUUGCAGAGAGACUGACUGAGACAGAUGGGACUACCUCAACAGCAGCUGAUGAGAUGAAAACUGCUCACGCUGAGCAAGAUGAUGGGCCUAUUGAUCAGAUAGUUAUGGUUGGUUGCUGGCUUGCAAUGAAAGAGGUUAGUCUUCUUUUGGGAACAAUAAUAAGAAAGGUUCCUUUGCCCGCCUAUGAUGUACCAAACUCUAGUCUCUUAAAUGGUGAUGGUGCUGAGCAUUUGUCAUCUUAUACGGCUGUUGACCUGAAUCAACUUGAGAUAAUUGGCAACCAUUUCUUAGAAGUCCUUUUGAAAAUGAAGCAUAAUGGUGCUAUUGAUAAGACGAGGGCAGGAUUUACGGCCCUUUGCAACCGACUGCUAUGUUCAGAUGAUCCAAGGCUAUGUAAACUGACAGAAUCUUGGAUGGAGCACCUCAUGGAGAGAACGGUUGCCAAAGGGCAAACAGUGGAUGCCCUUGUUCGUAGAAGUGCUGGUAUUCCUGCUGCAUUUACUGCAUUUUUCUUGUCAGAGCCCGAGGGUGCACCAAAAAAGCUUUUACCCAAGGCAUUGAGAUGGCUAAUAAAUGUAGCUAAGAGCUCUUUAACAGAUGUAAUUAAAACAAAUACAUCAGAUUCUAAUUUUAGUUUGUCCAUUGGGUCAACACUAGUACCUAAUGGGGCUGUGGUGGAAAUGAUUUCAAAGAGUAGGAAUGAGGGUGUUGUUCCUACCGUGCACUCUUUCAAUGUCCUUAGAGCUGCGUUCAAUGAUGCCAACCUGUCAACUGAUACAUCCGGUUUUGCCGCAGAUGCAGUAAUUGUCUCAAUUCAAUCCUUUUCUUCUCCAUAUUGGGAAGUGCGAAACAGUGCCUGCCUUGCAUAUGCUGCUCUUGUUCGGCGAAUGAUUGGGUUUCUCAAUGUGCAGAAACGUGAGUCUGCUAGGCGUGCCCUUACAGGACUUGAAUUUUUCCAUAGGUACCCCACAUUGCACAGUUUCUUAUUUAAUGAACUGAAAAUUGCAACUGAAUUGCUUUUGGAUGGGUCUGCUGAAAAUCUAUCAUCCAGCCAGGCAAAAGUAGUGCACCCCAGUUUAUGCCCUAUACUGAUUCUUUUAUCUCGGCUCAAAGCUUCUGCAAUCACAUCUGAAACUCGUGAUGCGUUGGACCCUUUCUUAUUCAUGCCAUUCAUCAGAAAGUGCUCUGUCCAAAACAAUCUUCGGAUCCGGGUUCUUGCAUCUAGAGCUCUGACUGGUAUUGUGUCUAAUGAAAAAUUGCAAAUUGUUGUCUUAAAUAUUGCCUCUGAAUUGCCUCCUAUAGACAACCAGAGCUUGACAUCUGAUUCGUCUAGAUUUUCCUACUUGAAUGCUUCUUUCAAUUCAGUUCAUGGAAUGCUUUUACAGCUGAGCUCUCUUCUGGAUGCUAACUGUAGAAACCUGGCUGAUUUCUUUAAGAAGGAAGCUAUUCUUAGUGGCUUGAUUCAUGUUCUUGAUAAGAAAUCAUGGAUUGGAAGUCCCCAAAGGUGUUCUUGUCCAAUUCUUAACUGCAGCUUUUUGAAGGUUCUCGAUAACAUGCUCAGUAUUGCUAGAACAUGUCAAAUGAGCAAAUGUGUUAGUGUCAUUUGGAACCUACUGUGGAUCUUAUCAGCAGAAUGCUUAGAUCUAGACUCUUUUAAAGGGCCAUCAUACUUUGAUCCAACAAUUACAGAACUUCGCAGACAAGCUGCAAAUUCGUAUUUCAAUUGUGCUCAUCAUACUUCUAAAGUAAAUGAAGACUUGAUGCCUUUGAUGAAAGGUCCUCCACCUGAUUCAGAAUUUUUCAAGAGCUCUCAAAUGCAAACAUCUGUAACCAGAUUCCAGGAAAGAUUUAUUCGAUCCAUUUCUGAUGGAUCGUAUGAAGUUCGAAUUGCAACACUUAAGUGGCUUCUUCUUUUCCUGAACACACCAGACUCGAAUGCCGGGAGCAGCGAUAGAUCCUACAGCGAGAUGAAAAUGCUUUGGUUGAGCAAUAUUGAUCUCCAGGCUAUGUUAAUGAAGCUGUUGGAUGUGGAGAAGAAUCAUAAAUGUUUGAACUGUAUUUUAAAGAUUAUCUACACUUUCAACAUCCAGGAAUAUCAUAAAAAUAGUCAACAAGAUAAGAAACCAAGUUUUGUUGGGAGUAUGGAUAAUGAUUCAGUCCUUCAGUUUUGGGACAAGGUGUUAUCCUUGUACAAUGUCAACAGGCAUGCAAAGACUCGAGAGAUGCUUGUUUGCUGCAUGGCUGUUUGUACGAAACGGUUAGUUGAGCUGUUUACAAGCUCCAUCUGUGGCUUGGGAAACAAUAAAAUUGUGUUCAAACCUUCUGAUCCAUCUAAAUUAUCUAUCUUCAGUCAGCGCAUAUACUAUUUUAUCAACGUUAUUCAGGAGCAUAGUGAUCCAUCAGAGCCUAUAAACAUGCGGAGGGCAGCUGCCCAAUCAGUAGUAGCAUCUGGUUUGCUGGAACAAGCUCAGCAUCUUAGUCCUUUUCUUGCUCAUUACCAACAAGUUCCCGAUGGCAACAAACACAAGGAUGUUCUUAAUGCAUAUGCUCAUAAGAUACUGGAAUCAUGGUUUACUUGCAUAAAGCUGCUAGAGGAUGAAGAUGUUGGACUUAGGAAGCAGCUUUCUCUGGUGAUACAAAAGUGUUUUACUUCUUUAAGUAGCUUUUCAUCCGAAGUAGUUCCCACCCAAGUAGAGAAAGUGAUUGAAAUGAGCUUUGAGCAUCUUUCGUCUACUUUUGGUCAUUGGCUUGACUAUUUUGACUUUCUUUGCCACUGGGUUCUGAGAACUGCAAAUUAUGUUCGUGUGGCAUCAACGGCAGGCCCUGUGAGACGUGUCUUUGACAAGGAGAUUGAUAACCAUCAUGAAGAAAAGCUGUUGAUCUCUCAGAUGUGCUGUUCCCACCUGGAGAAGCUUCCAACUUCAGAAUCCAUCACUAAAUUCUAUGACAGACAUAUCAUUUGGAGUUUCUUGCUGACUUGGAGGGGGAGGUUUUGUCAAGAGUUGAUUUCAUUUGUUAAUGAUUAUACUGUCAGUCACGGAGGAGAUGAUUGGAUUGGUGGCAUCGGUAACCACAAGGAUGCAUUUUUACCUGUUUAUGUGAAUUUACUCGCUUUUCAUACCGUGUCAAGCUGCAUCAUAAGUAGUGAGGCGGAAGAUAACACCACGUCAAUGCUUCCUGAUCUCCUUAAACUUGGAGAAACAAUGCGGCCAUUCCUUGGGAACCCAUUAAUUUCAGCCCUCUUUCUUUUAGUUGUCAAGUCACAUGUGAAAAUUUCCUCUGGGGCUCUUGAUAGCUUGCGUCUGGAUAUCGGCGCAACUUAUUCUGCCUGGGAUGAUUUUGAUCCUUACUUUUUACUCAGAUGAGAUUCAUUUUGUCCUCAUUGUGUUGUAACAUGUUACCUUUUAAUACAUGGUUUUAUAUGGACUGUUCGCACCAUUAUUUGUCUCCAUCGUUGUGUGCGGGAAUGCCCAAGUCUUCUUAUACUAGGGGCAUUCUUUGGCCGGUCCCAUCGUACUUGGUCAACCCGAAGUUUUCUUAUUUCCUGAACUUCUCUCUUCUUUUUGAUAGAGUGCCACAUAUGGUGUUAAUCCUAUUAUGUUAUUAAUAAUUAUAAUACAAACAGUUAGGGUCAUUUGUUUAUGAGGUAAAAUGUUCUUUUGAGUUAGGAAACCUAUGUUUUCUGUUCCCAACUCAAAGAACUGGAAUAAAGUUGGUAAGCUGGU
This is a messenger RNA of Cuscuta campestris, 6880 nucleotides long. The record is from the annotation of a GenBank genome assembly. NCBI's taxonomy places the organism in Eukaryota, Viridiplantae, Streptophyta, Magnoliopsida, Solanales, Convolvulaceae.